AUGCUGUUGCAGGUUUCAGGAAGCGGAAGCAGGAAUGUCGGAGUGUUUUCAGAAAAGUUUGGACGAGAGUUUGACAGUUCGGGAGCCGAGAGACUAAACUGCGGAGAAACAUGAAGGUUUGUACCCGUUUGCUGAUGUUGCUGUAGAGUCGUCAGUCUUGUCUGGCUGACCCAAACAGUCACAAAAGACAGCCAGAUAUGGAGAGUGGAGCUCUGGGAGUGGACAACGGCACGGCUGCAGAUCCCAGAGUGCAAUCAGACUCCAACGGAGCCUGUUCGCGGCGACGGGCCUGGGCCCAGAGCAGGGACUCCGUCUGGCAGGAAUCAGAACCAGAGAGAUGUGGCCCCCAGGAGCCACAGCAGGACAAGAGGAACGCAAAGGAACAGAGACCAUCAGAAGAACCAGGGCGAGUUCCCAACAAGAUAACAAGCUGGCUGAUUGAAUGCAGGACUCCCCUUGGACGAUCUUUGGACGAUCAGAGUGCUUCUCCCAACAGAGGGGUGCUGAGGAACGGCUGCAGCUUCGAAGAUGACCUUUCACUGGGAGCUGAAGCUAACCAUCUUCAGUCCAGUAGCACUAAAACUGAAUCCUGCUUUGGUCUUGUGGCGGAUCAGAAGAGGAGUCAGUUUAAAGAAAAAGGAAGAAGUAUGAACUCCACAGGAUCAGGAAAAAGCAGCACUGUGUCCAGUGUGUCAGAGCUUCUGGACCUGUACGAGGAGGACCCCGAGGAGAUCCUCUUAAAUCUUGGUUUUGGUCGAGAAGAGCCCGAUCUAGGCGCGAAGGUUCCCUCCAGGUUCUUCAACGGCUCUUCUACAGCGCGAGGCAUCGACAUCAAGGUCUACCUGGGAGCUCAAAUGCAGCGUAUGGAAGUGGAGAACCCCAACUAUGCUCUGACUAGCCGUUUCCGUCAGAUCGAGGUCUUGACUACAGUAGCCAACGAGUUCUUCCAGCUCUACAGUCAGGUGUCUGGUCAGCCUGUCCAGCGCAUCAGCUCCAGGGACCAAGGAGAAGGGGAAGAAGGAGGCUCAGAGGAUAAGACCCCGCCUCCUCUGAAGAAGACCAACUCGGCUCGGAACAUGGCCAAACUACUGAAGAAGACCCUCACGAGACAUAACCUGCACGCCGCCUCCUCGGAGUCACCUGAGGCACAAACGCCUGAGCAGAAAACACAGCAGAACGGACAACCCGCCUCUGAUCACACACACACCAACGGUCACGCACAUGCGGAUCCGGAACAGGACGGGUGCAGUACUGACCCCGACCACCAGGGGGACACAGUCAACCAGAAGCACAACCGCAAGAAGGAUAGCUGUUCCCUGGCAACGGUUACUGAGGAAACAAACGGGGAUGGAGAGACAGACGACAGUCCUGAACAGAGCCCUUCAGGACCAGUUGCUGAUGAGCGCCAACCAGAGAACGAGGAGAACCUGACGUCAACCCCGGAGAAAGCACCGCCCUCCCUGGCCCCGCCCCAUCUUGCUCAACUCCGCAAUGAAAACGCUGACUCUUUCGACAUGGAGGAGAUUCAGAGCAACGAAGAUGACGCUCUGCCAUCGAGAACUUCCAGAGGCAGCGACCUGUUGAGGACAGUCAGUCAGCAGUCGGACAGCAGUGGGUUUGCAGAGGAGCCCUCAGCCGAUUCCAACAGCUACCUCAAGGUGCAGGAGAGUAGUGACAGCUGUGACAGCGAGACCACUGUGACAUCACACCCUUCACAAGAUGUGGCCACGCCCCUCGCACUGGACUACCCUGCCUUCAUUCUGCCAGAUGGCAAAGAGGAAGGGGCUGAUGGUGCUGCUGUGGCCGCUGUGGCCGAGGUUGAUGGGAGGAAUAGUUCCAGGGAAGAAGACGAACAUGAUGGGAGUUCAGAAGAGAUUCCGCAGUACUCGGCUCACCAGCUCCCCAAGAAGAGUCUAACGGGACAGCAGCACGAUGAGAACCAGGAAGAGGAGCAAGUCCAGAAUGGGGACCAGAUUGAUCCAGAAUCUGAACUACAUAAGGAGAGUAUAUCCGCUGCAGAACAAGAAUCACAACCAGAAUUAGAAGAUGUCCAGAAUCAGCCGGCAUCAGAACCACAACACAGUCAGAACCAGAAAGUUACAACCACAGAUACAGAACCACCCACAGAGGAAGUGGGUGGUGCGCCCUUAGAAGAGCAGGCUUUCUUGGAUGAUUCUGGUUUAGUUUUCCCUCCUCCUCCACCCUCUCCAGUUCUCUGUGCUCUGAACCGAGCCAAAGAGCACCAACUGAGCAGGGCAGGGCAGGACGGAAGCCCUAACUUUGGCGAUUCGUCCCAAUCCCCAGGGAGAGGGCGAGGACGAGGACGAGGGCGCGGAAGGGGCUUCCCCCUUCAGAGGUCGUCCUCCCUACCUUCAUCGCUCCUGUCACCCUCCAAGAUCGUGUCUUCCGUCAGGAUCCAGUUUGGUCGAGGCAAGGCAUCCUGCACCCAGCCAAGGUACUCCUUCAAAUACACCCAAGAGGACGGAGAGGACAAGGAAGACGAAGCGGUGGAGGUAGAAGAAGAAGGACAAACAAAUGGUCAGUCUACUCUGAUCAUUAACCCCGCCUCAUCGUCCGACUCUAAAAAACAACCAGCGAGGUUUCCGUCUGAAAUCCCCUUUCCACCCAAAUCCAUCCCGCGCUACCUAAUGCGGUCGUCCUAUUCCCUGCAGAGCUCCAGCCCUCCUCCCGAUUGGUCGCCAGGAGGCCAAGACCAUUCCUGGACCACCCGGAGUGUUCCUGAUCUUUCCUUAAAUCAACAGCAGCCGGGCCAGUUCCAGCAGAACUUGAGCUCUAACCAAAACCAGCAAACUUCGAGUCCAGGGCAGACAAUGUUCCCUUACCCCCACCAUAAUCCCAAUCCAACUGCUCAGUACUUAAACCCAAGCACAAACAAUAGUCCUAGCCUCAACCCUAACCCAUAUCCCUUCACUCUAAACCCCCAUCAGCAGUACCCCACCCCUCUUCAUCCAUACAACAGCCUCCCAAACCUCCUUCACAACCACAACCAGUCCUUGCUCCAUAAUUCUAGGCUUACCAGUCUCCAACGACCAUCAACUCCACCAUCCCCCCAGCACGCCAGCCUCUCCAACUUGCAUCAUCCACUGACUUCCUUGGCUCCUCACCACACCAGCUUAGGCAACCUGCAUCCAACAAAUCCUGCGAUGCACCACCACGGCUACAAUCAUCCCUACACUCACCCCUCACCUUACUAUUCAAGUCCGCAAGGCUCGCCGUAUGCCUCAUCCUACCUCGGUUACCAUGGGUACAACGUGAACCCGCACCUGGGAUUCCCCUACUCUGCCCCCCUUUGUCCGCCGUUUGGUCCAGAACACAAUUUCCACCCAGGAUUAGCUCCUCUCACUCCAGGCCUCCUCCCAGGUCUAGCGUCAAACAUCGGCCUCCAUCCGGGACUUGCUCCUCCUGCUCCUUCCAGCACUGAGAUGCAGCUCAGGAGAGUUCUGCACGACAUCAGAGGAACAGUACAGAGUCUGAGCCAGAACCGAGCAGACACUCCUGACGCAUUUAUUGAUCACAGAGCAGCUCCAUCCAGCAACCAGUCUUUGGCUGAGUUUCAGCAGAAGAGGCGAAGUCUGAACGUGUUCCGCAGUCAAAUGAUGGAUUUGGAGCUGUCAAUCACCCGACAGCAGGCUCUUGUGUACAAACACCUGAGCCCUGCUGACAGGCUGGAGGUGGAGCAGCUUCAGUCUCUGAGGUCGGCUGUAAGAGAGGAACUACAGGAGCUGGAACAACAGCUGGAGGACAGACUGAUGGAGCUGACACAGCAUGGGGGUCUUCAUAGAGACACCAGUGUGGAGAGUCUGUCCACUGCCUCUGCGCUGAGAGCAAUGGAGCCGGUGUCAGACCUCCUCAGAGAGCAGCUUUACCUCCAAUCGGAGCUCAGCUACGGUGGUCACACACCCUCCCCUCACCCCUCCUCCAGAUCAUCCAGAUCAUCCAGUCCGGCUCGAGGGGGUGGAGGAGAUCACGAGCAGUCUCAAGGCGUGUACAGAGCAUCGAUAAACAUAACCCCUGCCCUCCCUCCUCGUCCCAACGCACACGCUGAGGAGGAAGAGGACGAUGAGCUGGAGAGGAACAGAGGGAUCGGAGGAGGAGGAGGAGAAGCUCAAGAGGAGGAGGGAGCAGCAGGAGGCCUAAGAGUGGAGAACCUUCAACAGCUCAUUAGAGAGAUCAGAGAGAGUGUGGCGAAGGAAGUCCGGAGAGAAAUAUUCAGCGAGCUAAUGGCUGCUGUUUCGCCGCAACGAUCGUCCCUGCCUGCCAGGCAACAACAAUUGUAGCCAUGGCAACAUCGGCUUUCACCCUCAGCCUCAGUAACCACAGCCUGAGCAGCAACACUGUCUGUGUGCAACACUGUAUAGCUGAGUAACACUGUCUGUGUGGAACACCACGUGUCAGUAACACUGUAUGUCUGCAACACUGAUGAUGAAAUGAACACAUCACCUGCAUGUGAGAAAAGCCCCGCCCACCACACCUGUGACGGACAGGACCCAGAGGGGCAUGGACAUGGACGCUUCGCGACAAGGACUUGGGGUUUGUUCCAGUGUGGUGGUGUGAUGCAUGCUGGGAGGAGUGUCCCGGUGGAACCACUAGCAAUAAUGUUUUGUCCUUUCCUCACACCCUGUUUCAUUUUUUUUCAACCUGUUUUGAUCAAAGCAAAGCCUUAAACAACAACCACUGCCACAAGUACUGCAUGUACUACAUGUACUACUGCUAACAGUACCACCGCUACUAGUUCUUCUCCUGUGGAUGUCCUCUUCUAUUUUUAUUUUUUACAUCUAAUGCCAGUCUGAGUUUAGACCAGCACUGGAACAAUAAUAGUAAUAUAUUAUCAGCCGUUUGUAAAUAUCAGAAUUUCUGUCUGUGUAGAAUUCACUCUUCACUUCAAUACGUGGAUUUAAAUGUAGCUACUUACAACAACGAAAGAUAACAUGUGAAAAAAUCUGUAGAGAACUUGAACGCAGAUUUUUGUUUCUUUGGUUUUGAUUGAUUGUGUGGAGCCUCAAACUGAUCGAGUGUUGCAGUGCUAAACCAGUAAACACAUUUUCUUCUAUAGACACAUUUUUAAUGAUCGAAAAGCUCUCCAGGCUAACAGAUACUCGGUGCUUCUUGUGACUAUAUGGUUACAUUUUGAAGCAGCAGCUUUCUGAUUGGCUGGUGAAGCUGUACUAGAGCAAACAGUAAAUAGUAUCAAUACGUUCUGCAUUAUUCCCUGUUAAUCCAUAUUCAUUAAGAAGCUCUUUGGCUGACGUGGCCUCUGCAUUAACGAUGAUUUUCGAGAAGUACAUUCAGAAUUCAUCGCCUUUUUAUUGUGCUGGCAAAAUAGAAUUUCAUGUCAUGAACAAAAUGAACAUCGGCGACAUUAACUGUUAUUUAGAUACUUUAAUGCUGCAUGUUAAAUCUCUCUGUUCUCCGCUGUUGUAUUGGGAUGAAGACAGAACGCUCAGAGACAGACGUUUCACAACUAACUUUAUAAUGAAAUAAGAAAAAUAUGAAAUAAAUAUGUGUAACGUGGCUGUAGUGAACCUUCAGCAUGUUUUUAGAGCAUCACAGAGUGGACCAGUAACACACCUUUAUUGCCUUAAUUAUCUUUUAAAAAAAAGUGCUCUAAUGCCUUUGAUUAAGAGGUUACAUUCCUUAUCCUUCAAUACGAGUCUGCUGAGGAUCAAACUGAGCUUUCACCUCUUAAAGUUACUCAUGCCAUGCACAUUUCACCUUAUUUUGAAAGGUUCAAAGCGGGCUUUCAGGUAUGCUAAUAAGGGAUUAUAAUCCUUCAAAUGUCAACAUUCCUUCAUCAUCAUCAUUGUCAUCUGCUUCUGAUCAUUUUCGCCUCAUUUGCACCGAAGUCUUAUCAAUUUUAACGUGUUUUCAUUAGAAAACUGCAUCGUAAUUAAAACUACGAAAACGUAUUUAGGUUAUGAUUCAUUUUUAAAACAUUUUGAAAUUAGAUCGUAAAAUGUUUUAACAACCCGUCCAAGCAGAUGAUCUUGAGAUGUGAGCAGAUUUCAGAAAGAGUCAAUUCAUUACAAAUAAUCAGUGUUACAGUUCUUUUGUGGUUCAACUAUGCUAGCAGGUUCCCCCUGUUUACAUUCUUUGUGCUAAGCUAGGCUAAAUGCCUUUAGCCUGACUUAAAGGAGCUCACGAUUGUUGUACUGUUCCUUUAACACUCACAGUGUUUGCUUUAUCCUGGUUGAACAUGAGCAGGUCAUGAUGUUAGAGUGUGAUGUCACAAGGUACAAUGAAUGUCGGGCUUAGUAAAUCGAAGGUUACACGGUAAGUUGUCGUGGCGACAGUGAUGAUAAUGUUGAUGAUGAUGUUAUGACAUGUCAGAGGGAGGAGCUUAUAGAGCGUAAGGGGUAGUGGGCAGUCGUGGCUAAAAUGUUGGCAUUAGCGUCUUAGCUUACACUGUCUGUGUGCAAUAAUAUGAACGUUCAUGCUGAUAACUGGGACUAUUGUUAACAAAUUAAACCACUUCUUACAUUUCAGAUAAGAUCAGUCUUCCUGCAACACUUCAACCCACUUCCUGUAUCUGAUCAGAUAUUACCCUGAAGGUUUUACUGGGAGAAAAAAAUAUCUUAAAACACUGAUGGGUAACAGAUGAAUUGAUUAGAUUUAACAAAUUCCAGGUCAUGUUUUCUUUGGCAUUAAGUCUUGUGUUUUUCGAUGUAUGUGUUGUCUGUCGUAGGUUUCCAGAUAAAUAAUCAAUUAAAGACAGAAAAUCUUUCAACUAGGGGGAAAAUGAGUUAAAACAAGCACCCCAAAUAGCUGAGUGUGAUUGGUCGAGAGACCUGUCAAUCAAGAUGAACAUUUUUAGAAUUUACCUCUUUUUUCUUUUUGUACUUCCUCAUUGAUACUGUAAAUUCCCACGCAGACUUACAAUUGAAUUUGAAUUUUGCUGCAGAAAGCGUAACUCUAAGAAAAAUAUUUUGAUUUUUUGUAAUUGUUUUGUGGAUGUUCUUCAUCUUUGGGGAAAGUUUACAGUUGACGAGAACCGAAGCUCAAUGGUUUCCUUAUGAAUAAUUCUGAGCUUUCAGUCACAGCUCAAGUCAAUCAUGCGAGUGCUCGAAAACAUUCUGAUUUUAACCUUUAACUUUUGAUUCUCUCCACUGGAUUCUUGACUUUGUGUUUGUAGAUUUUUUUUAUUGUCUUUGAUUGCUCAGAAGCUCUGCUAUGCUGGACCAACACUCACUGUGAGGCUGAAUGUGCUUUUUAUUUUUUAAAUGUUUUCUUUUUUUUACUGAUCAAGAAUCCCUGACCAACUUCUAAUUUCACUUCACUGUCUGUUGGUGUAUUAAUUUCUACCCAUGUGUCUAUUAAUAUUGAUAUGUAUUUUGUAUUGAUGUCUUUACAGCCGGAUGAAGGGGAGGGAUCACUGUAGAGAUGAGAGUAAUAAAGAUGUAUUUAUUUUCAGUACAAA
Molecule: messenger RNA, 7435 nt
Organism: Labrus mixtus (cuckoo wrasse)
Lineage: Eukaryota; Metazoa; Chordata; Actinopteri; Labriformes; Labridae
Gene: itprid2
Product: ITPR interacting domain containing 2
Exons: 22
Coding region: 198-4298 (1366 amino acids)
Molecular function (GO): signaling receptor binding
Source: RefSeq, a predicted model, not a curated record